AUGGACCACGAUUACGACUACAAUGGAGGAGACUGUCAGGAUGGACAGGAUGGGCAAGACGCAAACGCCUACUAUGAAGAUGAUGGACAGGAUGAAGACGGCGGUCACGGCGGAUAUGACCGGGGAGAUGGUCAAGCCGAAAAGGAAAUCACCCAGCAUGCUCACGAUGCGGAGCGAGCCAUCAUGGACAUGAUACAGGACGAACAAAUGGAAGGAUUGCACGACCCGGAAGUGUGGCACGUCGUAGAGGGAUUCAUGGACCGUGUGGUCAAGCUCCUUUCCUAUCUUGAGGAAGUCCAUGAGCAGAGCCGGCCCCAUGACCAUCAUGGAUCAAAAUUAGAUGGCCUCCAGCACGAAAUGGCUCAGCACGACGGAGACCAGGGUGGGCAUGACCCGUGGAGCGGGCAUGAAGAACAGCAAGGAAAUGACCAGCAACCCGACGAUAACCAAUAUUAUGAUGAUAACGGCCAAUACUGA
Exophiala xenobiotica is the source of this 477-nucleotide messenger RNA. RefSeq lists its product as uncharacterized. The record is from RefSeq and is a predicted model, not a curated record. The transcript has a single exon. The coding region runs from base 1 to 477 and encodes 158 amino acids. NCBI's taxonomy places the organism in Eukaryota, Fungi, Ascomycota, Eurotiomycetes, Chaetothyriales, Herpotrichiellaceae.